Fonsecaea erecta is the source of this 2385-nucleotide messenger RNA. RefSeq lists its product as hypothetical. The coding region runs from base 1 to 2385 and encodes 794 amino acids. The transcript has 3 exons. Lineage: Eukaryota; Fungi; Ascomycota; Eurotiomycetes; Chaetothyriales; Herpotrichiellaceae. The record is from RefSeq and is a predicted model, not a curated record.
AUGGUCUGCAAGGUGUGCCAUGGAAUGCUUUUCUCGCACACAGGGCGUCGUGCCUCUGGCUCACAGCUGGAGCUGAGUUUCUGGCACCACCAAACGGCAGAAAAUGUCAAAGGUGCGGCGGAUGCGGACUGCUAUAUCUGUCGUGUCAUCGACGAGAAAUUGGGAGAUCUCGACAUCAGCCCUCCGGUCGGCCCAGACAGGAAUUGGUACCUCUGUGCGUUGUUGCAACGGUUUCCUCGCUAUGGUGGAGUUUAUCGUCUGGACAUCGAGCUCGAACAGUCCAAGGCGACGAAGACGACGAUCGCGAGCUUCGUCCUAAAACAGAAUGACGCUGCUAUGCCGAGUCAUCUCCAAAACACCCCUAGAAGUCCAAUCACAUCUGAUGCCGGGGUCUUCGAUUUGGCCAGAGAAUGGGUCGAAGUGUGCGAAAGAACCCAUGACAAAUGCAGGAACGCUUUCAACACGGAGUGGUAUCCGACACGACUGAUAGAUCUGCGAGCCAUGCCUGAGCCUGAGAAGGAAAUGGUACGACUGGUGUCACAAAAGGAUGCCGAGAAACAGGACGACCAACCACCCUUUGAAGGCAGAUACGUUACUCUGAGCCAUCGAUGGGGACGGGGGGAGAUUCCCAAGCUCCGACAGCAUAAUCGUUCCCAGUUUCAAACCGCCAUACCGUUGAGCAGUCUCUCCACGACGUUCCAGCAGGCAAUUCAGUGUGCCCGGGAGCUUGGUGUGCGGUGGAUAUGGAUCGACGCCCUCUGCAUCAUCCAAGGCGACGAGCAGGACUGGCUGUUUGAGAGUGCGCAGAUGGACAAAGUAUAUGCUUUCAGCUACUGCAACAUCUCAGCCACUGCAGCCAUGGACGGCUCGGGCGGGCUCUUUAACCAGCGCGAUCCCCAGCGGAAAUGGUUCGAUACCGUGAGCCUUGAAACACAAUACCUCUCUGGAGACCAGCCGAAGGUGGUUGAGUGUACCAUUUCCGACUUGCUAUUCUGGGAUGAAUAUGUUGACAAUGCCCCGGUCAACACGCGGUCAUGGGUAUUCCAGGAACGACUCCUGGCACCGAGAGUGCUGCAUUGGUGUAAGGAUCAAAUUGCCUUCGAAUGCCGUGAGUUGGACCGCGCGGAAUGCCGCCCAGAAGGUCUCCCGCAUCUUCAGAUGAAGGCUGGUCUGCUCAUUGACCAAGCUCGCUUGAAGGCCAUGGACAGGGAGACUGGCAGGCGACUUCGUGAGCUGCGGCUGGCGGCUUCGCACAGUGCCUUCCGUUCCUCGGGACUCAAGUGGAUGGUGGAGGCCGUCGACCCAAAGCUGUACCUGUAUGAGGUCUGGAAACGGAUGGUUGAGGUCUACACGAAGAUGAAACUGACCGAUGAAAGAGACCGCCUCAUUGCACUCUCCGGUAUUGCCAGGAUGAUGACGCGAAUCUUGAGGCUGGAUGGGAGCGAGGACCAAUAUCUCGCGGGCAUGUGGCAGAAUUACCUCGCCAGCCAGUUACUGUGGUAUGUCAAUGACGAUGAGGAGGAAGGGACGACGUUACAGCCACUGCAGAACACUCGACCACAGCGGUAUCGUGCUCCCAGCUUCUCCUGGGCUUCGGUCGAGACCUCGCGCGGUGUCACGUUUCCAGAGACCACGGACGAGGGCAUUCUGGUCGAGGUCCAGGUGGUCAGACUGACCUAUCGCACCGAGGAUGACAUGUUUGGCAUUCUCACUGACGGCUAUCUUGUUCUGAAGGGUGUGCUAAGGAGGAUUGAGCUGACCGAUGCCGAGCAGGAUCGGUACUCGUCGACUUCGACGCGCGGCAUGACCCAGUGGCAAUGGUAUUCUCCAACCAGCACAUUCCUUGCCGUUACCGUCGUCAGCCUGUCGAUAUUGCUGACGCUGCUGACUCUAAGGAUACUCACCUGGCCAAGACACAAGCUGCUUAUAACACUCCUCCUAGCUUCCUCUCUUCCAGGUCCUCUGCACUGUCUCACGCAGGGCUUGUACAGACACAAGCACCAGGAGCCCGAGCGGGAAGACCUACCGGUGCGCUACAGCUGGCGUCUGAUGCAUAAGGGUGAGCCGAUCGGCAACUCGCAUUCCAUCGUAUACUUGGACAGUCCUGCCAGUGAGCCUUCGGUAUUCGGCCCUGACGCACAAGUCUUUUGUUUACCAGUCUCUCAAGACGACCGAUAUCUGAAUUGCCUUCUCGUCCAGGCGACCGAUGGAGACCACGGGAUCAGAUACAAACGAGUCGGGUUGACCAAGAUCUUGAAUUUGUUCGAUGAGGAUGUCGAGGCCAUCAAAGAGCCUCCGACCAGCAAAAAGGACAAAGCGCUGGGUAGGUAUUACUGGGGUCCAAACGCGCGUUUCCGAGGCGAGAGCCACAUCUGCAUUAUCUGA